AUGCCCUCCUCUGUGGCUGUUUUUCACUGCAUUGGCUACACAAGGCUCGUUCCCCGGUUGCUAGGGCAACCAAGGAGGAUGGUCCUCAGCAGGGGCUGGGGAAGCCUUAGGCUGCCUCUGUGCUCGUCACUUUGCAGCACGCCUGCUGACCUGCUGAUGUCUGGGAGGAGGAGCCAGUUCUGCAGUGGAGCAUCUUCCGGCCCAGUAUGGUUUCUGCCUCCCCUCUGCCCCACCAUGAGACAGAGCUCCAGCAUUAGAGCUAGUGCUCCUCCCUCCCUCUGCUGGCCACUGCACCGCUCUGACUCGCACUGCUCCAGUGAUAGCAAGAGCACAACUGGCAAGAUGUCAUCCUCUUCCUCCACCUCCUCCUCCACCUCCAAUGGACAAGGGAAGCCUAAACCUAAAUCCCCGUUUCGCAAAAGGGGGAGUCUGCAGAGCACCACCAUUCCUGAUCUUUGUGGUGCAUCUGGGUCCAAGCCCCUCAAGCCCCAGCGAUCCCUGCCAGGGACGCCUGUUUCUCUCACACACUACCCGAUUGACCUGCGGACAUCCAUGGAAGAAAAGUACAAAGAGAUUGCAGAGGAGCUGUUCACGCUCAGCAUGGCAGAGAGCAAGAUGCGAAGCGCUCCGUACGAGUUCCCGGAGGACAGCCCCAUCGAACAGCUCGAGGAGCGGCGGCACCGUCUGGAGCGCCAGAUCAGCCAGGACAUCAAGCUUGAGCCAGAGAUCUUGCUCCGCGCCAAACAGGACUUCAUGAAAAUCGACAGUGCGACAGACCUAGAGUUAAUGAAGGAGAAGAGUGUGGAUACUGUCGAUGAUGGCUUCAAUGAGAGAGAAAUACCAAUGGAGCGUGAAUACCAGCGGGUCUCCAUAUCUGGCGAGGAAAAAUGUGGGGUCCCCUUCACGGACCUGCUUGAUGCUGCUAAGUGCGUGGUGAAGGCCUUAUUCAUUCGGGAGAAGUACAUAAACCGAUCCAUGCAGAACUUUUGUAAGACCACAGCUCACGCCUUACAGGAGCUCGGGAUGAAGUCUCAGGAUUUUGGAGUCUAUGAUGAUGUAGCAGAGACCCCUGUAGAUACUGACGCCUCCGUCCACCCACCGGUUUCAGAGACACACCCCUACGACAAUCAGGACCCCAUGAAUAUGCCAGCGGACACAGGAUAUGGAUGCAAGAUGGUAGAUGGAGUAGUUCAUGUCUACACCACUAAAAGCAACAUGGACAAAAGUGAAGAAUUGGACUUACCAUAUCCUGACUUGAAGGAGUACAUUGGAGACAUGAAUGUUAUGAUGUCCCUCAUUAUUAACGGGCCAGUGAAGUCUUUCUGCUACCGCCGCCUCCAGUACCUGAGCUCUAAGUUCCAGAUGCACAUCCUCCUGAACGAGAUGAAGGAGCUCGCUGCUCAGAAGAAGGUUCCUCAUAGAGACUUCUACAACAUCCGAAAGGUGGACACGCAUAUACAUGCAUCGUCCUGUAUGAACCAGAAGCACCUGCUGCGAUUCAUCAAGAGAGCCAUGAAAAAAUACCCUGGGGAGAUCGUUCAUAUUGAGCACGGCCGGGGUCAGACCCUCAAGGAUGUGUUCGAGAGCAUGAACCUCACAGCCUUCGACCUGAGUGUUGACACUCUCGACAUGCAUGCGGACCGUAACACGUUCCAUCGCUUUGACAAGUUUAAUGCCAAAUACAACCCCAUCGGAGAAUCCAUCCUCAGAGAGAUCUUCAUCAAGACGGACAACCACAUCGAAGGAAAAUACUUUGCACACAUAGUCAAGGAGGUGAUGUAUGACCUGGAGGAGAGCAAGUACCAGAACUCUGAGCUGCGUCUGUCCAUCUAUGGCCGCUCCCGAGACGAAUGGGACAAGCUGUCCGAGUGGGCUGUCAAACACCGUGUGUACUCUGAUAAUGUGCGCUGGCUUAUCCAGGUGCCCCGUCUAUUUGACGUGUACCACACAAAGAAGCAGCUGGCUAAUUUCCAGGAGAUGCUGGAGAACAUCUUCAUGCCACUGUUUGAAGCCACAAUAAACCCCGGCAGUCAUCCCGAGCUGCAUCUCUUCCUCGAACAUGUGGUGGGCUUUGACAGCGUGGACGACGAGUCCAAACCUGAGCACCACAUUUUUAGCCUUGACAGUCCGCUGCCGGCCGAUUGGACAGAAGAGGACAACCCGCCCUACUCCUACUACCUCUACUAUACCUACGCCAACAUGACUGUGCUCAACCACCUGCGGAGUCAGCGAGGCCUUCAUACGUUUGUCCUGAGACCUCACUGUGGGGAGGCGGGGCCGAUCCAUCACCUGGUGUCAGGUUUCUUACUAUCAGAGAACAUCUCUCAUGGACUGCUGCUCAGAAAGGCCCCGGUGCUGCAGUAUCUUUACUACCUGGCUCAGAUUGGCAUUGCCAUGUCCCCACUGAGUAACAAUAGCCUGUUCCUCAGUUACCAUCGCAACCCACUGCCAGAGUAUCUGUCCAGAGGCCUCAUGAUAUCUCUGUCCACUGAUGAUCCCCUUCAGUUCCACUUCACCAAGGAGCCUCUUAUGGAGGAGUACAGUAUCGCUGCUCAAGUGUGGAAACUGAGUUCCUGUGACAUGUGUGAGCUGGCAAGAAACAGUGUUCUUAUGAGCGGAUUUUCAAACAAGGUCAAACGUAACUGGCUGGGCCCCAGUUAUUCCAAAGAGGGUCCUAUUAGCAACGACAUCCGCCGCACUAACGUCCCAGAUAUCCGUGUGGCGUACCGCAGCGAGACACUCUCCGAGGAGCUUCAACUCAUCACCCAGGCCGUGCGCACCGAGGAGCUGGACACUAUCGAUGAGGAGGACUCUCUGUCCAUGGGCCCUCUGCCCAGCCAGCGCUGAAAUCACUGGUGGUCGGUUCUGGUAAACCUAGCAUGUCACUUGAGGGACAGUGGGAGAGUCAUUCUACAUACAGUAUAAACACCACCAGCCAUCACUAUAGACGUAUGCCGCACAUCUACACAGAUAUGAACAAGCCAAGGAUACAGUGCUGCUAGAGCGCCACAACCUCGACAUUCAUCAACUUCCGUUGACAUUUUUUAUGUUGCACGAAUGGAUUGUAAAUCCAUUUUAUUGUUAAAAUAUAAAAUCUAUACGUGUGUUUUCUCCACCUCUGUUUGUCAUGUUGUCACAUUAAGCAUGAGGAAGGUCAGCAGGGAUGAAUUUGUGAUGAACAGCAGGGAAACACUAGAAGCCAGUGUUUACCUCACCAGCCACACAGCCAGUCCACGAGUUUGACUGGCUGCCACAAAUUAAUCUGUGGAUAAAAUAUUUUUGGUUUAUUUUAAAUGUAGUGGGAGAAAUUAGACUGUUCCACAGUUUAUGUCAUAAAUAUAAUAAUAUAGUGGGUAAUAUAAAGGGAUGAUAAUAAUAUAAUAACAUAAUGUGAAACACUGAGCCAGUGAUAUGUUUUCAUCAAAAAUAAUACAAAAGCAGUUCUCAGACAUGAACGCCAGAUAAUGUCUUCACAAUGGGGUCUGCAUUUUCUCCCGAGUUUGCCUUUCAUGGAUAAAUAAUGGUGAAGGAGAUUCUCCGCUCAGACACAUUCACAACAACAUAAUAAUCUUUCAGCGUUCAUCUGAGGGGUGGCGCAGCAUCCAAGAGCCAGAACAUGAUGAUCACAUGUUUUUGUUUACAGCAAAUCAACAUUAGUAUCAGCUGUUAUCGCCAAAAGCUCUCAAAUGGCGUCGUCUUUCCAAGUUGACAUCUUUGCGUGCGUCUUCUACGCGUUUGGCUCCUCAACUUCAUCCUGGAAUAUUAUAGUGUUCCAGUUUCUCGUCAGUUGUGUGUCAGAAACGUCCUCAACAUUGCAGACUCGCUUGCUGUAAAACCUCCGGAUAUUCUCCCUUUGUGUUAUCACAUGGUCGUACUCUGAGAUUCUGCGGACAUUUUACUUGGGUGCAGGCACACAAAUGACUUGGACAUUUGUGUUCUCAAAUGCAGCCCCAUCGGAUAAUUUCCUGAGAUUAUCUGGAGUUCGGAACAUGUCUGAAAGCAGGUAUAGUGAGAAAUAUCUGUAGUAUUUACAGAAGUACUGAUAACAAACAUUUAAACAUUCAGAACAGUAAACCAGUUCUAUUGUUCUUGUUUAUCUUCCUCUUCACAUUCAUACUCCUUAAAUAAUAUCCAUUUUCAUCUUACAGAUUCAUAAUGAAUGGAUUACAGAUUACAUUUUAUUGUAAUACUUGUGUGAGAUUGUUGGUCAAAGUUUGACAAACCUACAGAUCAAACAUUGACAGGUGGCGUUAGGCUUGAUUUUGUUCUGUCUGAAUGCAGCAGUGCUGACUAUCAGCACUGUGCUUGGUUCAUAUUGCACACACAGGAUAUAAUUUAGAUUUGCUCCUACUUUGACAGAAAAGAGAGAAACUCUUCAGCCCCUCUGUGGUUGACUGCAGACAUUCCAUGAAGCAAACAGAAAUAAGUUCCAGUUAAUGUAUAAAAUCAUUUUGUUUUGAUAUUUCUGUGAGAAAUAGAUGGAGAUGAGUAUUGUAGAUUAUAAUCAGCACAAGUAAGUGUGGAGGAGUUCAGUGUUGCCUGAGGAGAACGUUCUCACCUCUCUGGCCCCUAUCACUCUCAUUCCUUUCCCGUCGUGGGAGGUUUUCUUUCCUUCUGCAUGCCAUGCACUGUACAUAUGCACCACGACUUCACAGUGCCUUUUCAUUUUCAGCUUUGGGAACUAUACGCUCACGUCUCUCCAAAUUUGUUUACAUGCAAACAGCUAUUGCAUAUUUGCUCCUCGGUCAUUGUACAGUCGGCCUUUAUGCUGUUGUAAUGUCCACGCCGGCGGAACUGAAACCAUCCAGCUGCAUGCUUGGUCUAACAGUUUUAUCUAGGCCUUCUUUUGAGGAGAGGGGUUGAUGUGGCUUUAAUACUCUGCUGUGAGUGCGUGUUUGCAUGCCUGCAUGAAUAAGUGAUGACAGGAGAGAAUGAUAUUUACAGCAAAGCUGUAACAUAAAGCAAAACUGUCUGUGGUGAAUAUUACAGCAGAUAUAAGACUCACAGUGGGGACAUGAGUAAACCCUGCUGGGUCAUGGUUAAGACCGUCACAUGGUCUCUUGUAGCAUUUGCUUCCAGCUCACCCCAAAAUCUGUUAAAGCUGGGAUCACACGUCUCAGAUUUUUUUGUCUCACACCGUCAUCGUGUUAUCCAACCACUCUCCUGUCACUGGAUACUGUCCAACCUCCCACCAAACUGUGAACAUUCUUCCUAAACCUCGACACUACUGUCGGGUUAUUUAUGAUGCCAAGAUUAGACGAUAAUGAAUCAGAUAACUUCAGCCUUCAUAUGAAUAAACAGAUGUAUUGUUUUAGGAUGUAUACGUGUUUGCUUUAUAGAUAAUGAGAGAAAGGUGAAAACCAAUCAUGAUUCAGGAAGAGGACAGUAGAUGAGACGUGUUGAAGGGAUGCACUGGAUUUGAAUGAUUGGAUUUCAUGUAUAAAGUGUAUUUUUUUAAAGGCAAUGUAGAGAUAAGAAAUUUUAUAUUCACAAUUUAUGGAUGUCAAGGUUUGACACUUAGUUUUGUUGCUGUUGAUUGUGGAUUAGAGCCUAUGUCAUGAAAAUAGAGAGUUUUAUUGUCAAUGCUUUUUAAAAAUAUUUUUUUGCCUUUUUUAAAUUUCUUUAAUAAUUUGUCUGUUUAAUAUCACAGUAACUGUUUCCCCUCAUGUUUUAUUACUUAUCCCUGGUUAUUCUUAUUUUGUUAGUACACAUGUAACAUUCAUGACAAAAGGUACAUGACUGAUACCUCUCACUGUAAAGCCAAAAACAUAUUCUACAUCAGCACAGGCGACUUGUUGUUUUUGUUAGAUGCCUGUGAUCUAGCACAGACUGUAUAUAAAGAUGGACAACAUGACGGCUCCUCAAAGCUUCUUUAUCACUACCUGGUGGCUGGCUACAGUACAGGGCAUAAAUCCCACCUCCUCCAUGUUAGUGGAUGGGACAUGGACCAGACUCUGGCUCCAAAUGCACAAGAUGGCAGCGUUCGUAUCCCGGGUUUUUUGGUUUCAUUUCUGGAUAGUUGGAGGAAGUGAAGACGCGUCGUCCAUCUUUACUUACAGUCUAUGUGACUUGUCCUGGUACCAUUACUCCACAGGCAAAGCACAUAAUAUAUUUAAGUGUAUUGCGUAUUAAAUAAUUUUAGCUUCAUUUCGUUAUCAACCAUUUACUAGCUACAAUGUUCCACCCGGUUGACCUCAUUUUAUAGAGUAACCAUGGAGAUACCUUUUUGAUGACAGUCUAUCUGCUGUGAUACGUUAUCACCGAAAGACAUUUAGGAUCUGGAUUCAAAUGUUUUCCAUCCACUCAGUUUCCAUCCAUUCAUCUUCACAACAUGUUAUUUACUCUCUAAACGUCCACUACACCACAGCGUCAUUUAUCAGUGCACCCUACCUCACAAAUACUAAUCUCUGAUCGUUGGUUUGAUCUUUUUGGCAUAUAGAAUAUUUUCACCAUUGAUUACUACUGAUUACUUUCUGAUUAGUUGCUUGGUUUGUUAAAUGAGAAAAGGAUCUCUAACUCUAAAGUUGUUUGUGUGUAUUUGAGAUUUUUUCUCAGUUUUUUUGUUUUUACACAGUCUCGUUACUUUUGAUUUCGAUUUUUUAAUUUAUCUGUAGCCACCUUAUUGCCUGAAAUGGAUCACCAGUGUUUUACACAUUCAAAUACUUCUGAUAAGAUUCAUGUGUAACGUCUGAACAAUGGAAUAAAGCAUGUUUAUUCACUUA
This is a messenger RNA of Paralichthys olivaceus (Japanese flounder), 6722 nucleotides long. Its product is annotated as AMP deaminase 2-like. The record is from RefSeq and is a predicted model, not a curated record. Gene Ontology annotation, cellular component: cytosol. Gene Ontology annotation, biological process: AMP metabolic process; IMP salvage. Gene Ontology annotation, molecular function: AMP deaminase activity. NCBI's taxonomy places the organism in Eukaryota, Metazoa, Chordata, Actinopteri, Pleuronectiformes, Paralichthyidae.